Messenger RNA from Capsicum annuum, 736 nucleotides. Its product is annotated as thioredoxin H-type 2. The transcript has 3 exons. The record is from RefSeq and is a predicted model, not a curated record. Bases 153 to 512 code for a protein of 119 amino acids. NCBI's taxonomy places the organism in Eukaryota, Viridiplantae, Streptophyta, Magnoliopsida, Solanales, Solanaceae.
AAAAAAGUCGAGUAAGGACAUAUACGUAAAUGUGGACAUACAUAAGAAGGAGAGAGCGAUCCAAUUGGCAAUUGCGGAGAGGUGUUUUUCUUGUUUAGUAAGCUAUCUUUUGGUGAAGCCCCCAUAGGAGAAAAGAAGAACAAGUGAGAGAAAUGGCAGAGGAAGGGCAAGUCUUUAGCGUUCACACUGUUGAUGAAUGGAACGAGCAUCUCCAAAAGGGAAUUGAUAACAAAAAACUGAUGGUUGUGGACUUCACUGCUUCUUGGUGUGGUCCCUGUAAGUUCAUUGCCCCAUUCCUUGCAGAGUUGGCCAAGAAGAUACCCAAUGUUACCUUCCUGAAAGUGGAUGUGGAUGAAUUGAAGUCAGUAGCUACUGAUUGGGCUGUGGAGGCAAUGCCAACCUUCAUGUUCAUCAAGGAGGGGAACAUUGUUGAUAAGGUGGUAGGAGCCAAAAAAGAUGAGCUGCAGCAGACCAUUGCCAAGCACAUCAGUAGUAGCUCCUCAUCAGCCUAAUGUGCUCUACUCUUAUAUUAUAUUGCACUUGGCUUAGUGGCAUCCAUCUUAACAUGAGCAAGAAUUAAUUUAAUUUCCGUUGGAUAUUGCAAGUUCUUACUAUAAAUCAAAUAUUAAUCUGUAGUUUAUGUUGUUCUGUAUUGAAUGAAACGUGAGUUCUUGCGUUGAAUGAUAAACGUGUUCGUUCAUUAGGCUAUUUCAAGGAGUGUAUUCCAUUUGAAUUA